GUGUGUGCGCGUGUGUUUGCACUGUGAUACACUGUAUUGUGUAUCCAGAGGAGGAAACCCAAAGGACAGAGGGAUGAACAUGUCAGUGAUCGCGCUGCAGGAAUACGAGUUUGAGAAGCAGUUCGAUGAAAGGGGAGCCAUGGAAUGGAUGCAGGAGAACUGGAGCAAGUCAUUCCUGUUUUCUGCAGUCUACGCUGGAUUGAUCUUUGCAGGGCAGUAUUACAUGAGAGAAAGGACAAAGUUUGAGCUCCGCAAACCGUUAAUGUUAUGGUCACUGAUGCUUGCUUUAUUCAGUAUACUUGGUGCUUUCAGAACAGGGUGGUACAUGUGGCACGUGUUUUAUACCGGUGGCUUCAAGCAAUCCGUAUGUGACCAGAGCUUCUACAACGGGCCUGUAAGCAAAUUCUGGGCAUAUGCCUUUGUCUUGAGCAAAGCUCCAGAACUAGGAGAUACCCUGUUCAUUGUCUUACGGAAGCAGAAGCUGAUAUUCCUGCACUGGUACCACCACAUCACAGUGCUGCUGUAUUCCUGGUAUUCCUACAAGGAUAUGGUCGCAGGCGGAGGCUGGUUUAUGACUAUGAAUUACGGGGUCCAUGCUUUUAUGUACUCGUAUUACACACUACGUGCUGCGGGCUUUCACGUUCCACGCAGGUUCGCCAUGCUCAUCACGCUCACUCAGAUCACACAGAUGGUAAUGGGUAUGGUAGUCAACAUAUUGGUUUACAUGUGGAUGCACGAGGGGCAUUGCCGUUCUUACAUUGAGAACAUCAUCCUGUCUUCCAUUAUGUAUUUCAGCUAUUUCCUCCUCUUCUGUUACUUCUUCUACGAAACGUAUUUAAACAGGAAGAAACACACAAAGGUAGAGUAA
Callorhinchus milii (elephant shark) is the source of this 868-nucleotide messenger RNA. RefSeq names its product elongation of very long chain fatty acids protein 6-like. The transcript is spliced from 4 exons. Gene Ontology annotation, cellular component: endoplasmic reticulum; endoplasmic reticulum membrane. Gene Ontology annotation, biological process: sphingolipid biosynthetic process; fatty acid elongation, saturated fatty acid; fatty acid elongation, monounsaturated fatty acid. Gene Ontology annotation, molecular function: fatty acid elongase activity. The coding region runs from base 74 to 868 and encodes 264 amino acids. Lineage: Eukaryota; Metazoa; Chordata; Chondrichthyes; Chimaeriformes; Callorhinchidae. The record is from RefSeq and is a predicted model, not a curated record.